AUGGUCGAGUCACGACGAGUGCUGAUCGCGAAUCGAGGCGAGAUCGCCUGUCGUCUCAUGCGGACCUACCGUCAAUUCCCGCAAUGCUUGGGGCUCGAGACGUUGGUCACAUCAGCAUCGAUCGAAACUGUCGCGGUCUACACGGAGGCUGAAUCGAGUGCUCUGCACGUUUCGCUCGCGGACCAUUCGCACUUACUUUCUGCGACAGGUCCACGAGCCUACCUGGAUCGUCACGCGAUGGUCGAGGCAGCGUUGAAGUGGAAUUGCUGGGGCGUAGCGCCGGGCUACGGAUUCUUGUCCGAGGAUGCAGACUUCGCUGCGCUGUGCGAGGCUGGUGGAUUGGUGUUCUUGGGGCCCACAGAAGAACAGCUUCGCCAACUAGGCGACAAAGUAUCCGCUCGCGAGUUGGCGAAAUCGGUCAACCUACCCGUGUUGCAAGGUACAUGCGCGUCCAAAGAUGGCUUGAACGAGAUCCUCGCAUUCGCGCGAGGCGUGCAAGCUGGAUCGAGCAUCAUUCUGAAAGCAGCCAAUGGAGGCGGUGGACGCGGGAUUCGCGUUGUUCACCUCCCCACGCACGCUGUACAGCUAGAACGCGAGGUGAGCCAAGCGUACGAGUCGUGCAUGCGCGAAGCCAACGCCUCGUUUGGCAACGGCACAGUCUACGCCGAACGCUUUCUGUGCAAUGCCAAACACGUUGAAGUGCAAAUCCUCGGCGAUGGAUCGGGCAACGUAUGUCAUUUCUGGGACCGCGAAUGUUCACUACAACGUCGAAAUCAGAAGUUGGUCGAAGUCGCCCCUGCUCCGUUUCUAGAAGCCACACUGAGGCAGAGCAUGCUCGAAGCGGCACUUCGCCUGACGAAAGCGGUCAAUCUCAGGAGUCUGGCAACUGUCGAGUUUCUGGUCGAACCGCAACAACAUGCGUUCUACUUUAUCGAGGCGAAUCCGAGGAUUCAAGUCGAGCACACCGUCACGGAGAACGUCACUGGAUACGACCUAGUUGCACUCCAGCUGGCUGUUGGACUCGGUGCCCGUUUGCAACAUCUCGGCUUACCGAGCGAUGCUGCCACGACGCCUUUCCCAACUCGAACCGCGAUCCAGGUACGCAUCAACGCAGAGUCGUUCCGAAACCGCACUGACGAGACGAUCCCCGAAUCGGGAACCAUCUCGUCCCUGAUCUGGCCGCUGGGAGGCGAUGUUCGCAUCGAAACCGCUGCACAUGCUCCGCAUCCGACGUUGGGAAGGUACAAGGUAUCUCCGCUCUUCGACAGCUUGUUGGCGAAAGUGAUUGUCACUUCUGCAAGCUACGCUUCCGCCGUAGAUGCGGCAAGGAUCGCAUUGCAAGAGACGCUUAUCUACGGGCUCCGCACGAACAAGACGUUCUUGAUGGCGCUCUUGCAAGACCAAGAGGUGAAACGAGGCACCCAGCACAUCCAUACGGUGCAAGCUGGAUUCCAGCGAUUCUUGAACGCGUCGAACCAGUUGCAAGCCGACUACGACGCACAGCACAAACGCACCGAUAGUCUUGUAGGUACAGCCAGGCUUGACGACAAAGCCGACGAGUUCCACAUCGAAGUGGGACAGCACGCCGUAAAGUCGCAUUUGAGCGGCCUGGUGGUCAAGAUCUCGGUGCAGGAAGGGCAACCAAUUGCGCCCGGUCAAGAGUUGGCCGUGAUCGAAGCGAUGAAGAUGGAGCAUGUGAUUCGGGCCGAAGCAGCGUGUGGUGGAGGCCAAGUUCACAAGGUGGUUGUCAAGCAAGGCAGUGUGGUUAAUGCGUCCGAUGUGAUCAUGCUCAUUGAUAUUACCCAACUGACGGCUUGCAGCGCUGGAGCUGGAGAGAAAAGUACAGCUUUAGCGACCAUGGAUGCCACACCAGACGCGUCGGUCGCUCGACCUGAGCUGCAAGAGCUUCAAGAGCGUCGUUGUGCGAAUUCUGACCAAGCACGCGCUGACGCCGUCGCCAAACGUCACGCGCGUGGCUUCCGCACGGUGCGCGAAAACGUCUCGAUGCUACUCGACCAAGACUCGCUGAUCGAAUAUGGCGAUCUCGCGUUAGCAGCGCAGAGAGCGCGCUAUUCGAUGGAUCAUCUGAUCGCCAAGACGAGCGGUGAUGGUAUCGUCACCGGCUUCGGCCGCAUCGACGGGCACACGGUCUCUGUGAUCCUUGGCGACUACAUGGUGCUUGCCGGUACACAGGGAUACCUCCACCACCUCAAGCUGGAUCGCAUGCUCACCGCUACACUGGCACAUCCCGCGCCGCUGGUUUUGUAUGCUGAAGGUGGUGGUGGUCGGCCAGGAGAUACCGACUACCCGACAGCUUCCGGGUUGAUGACACCGAGUUUUGCACUGAUGGGCCAGGUGAGGGCGCAGGGAAUUCCGGUGAUCGGCGUGGCCAACGGUUACGUGUUUGCGGGCAACGCUGCGCUGCUGGGCACAUGCGAUGUUGUCAUUGCUACCAAAGGCGGCAAUGAAGCGUUGGCGCGCAGCAAGCAGAAACUGGGCCAAACGUCGAUCGGUAUGGGCGGCAAAGCGAUGAUCGAAGCGGGCGGCUUGGGUGUGGUCGACUCGGACGACAUCGGUCCCGCAACCGUCCACGCUGAAACAGGUGGGAUCGAAGUGUUGGUCGAUCAUGAGGACGAUGCUGCUCUCAUGGCAAGGAAGGUGGUGAGCUUCUUCACACAGCCUUGGAUCGACCGAGCAAAGUGGAGCUAUUCGCACAAUGUGCAACUGCUGCGAACGUGUCUGCCACCGGUGGAGCAGAGACGUCGAGCAUUCGACAUGCGACGCGUGAUCUCUCUGUUGGUGGACGAUGCGUCUUUUGUCGAACUGGCACCUGACUGGGGCACCGCGAUCAUCACAGGAUUUGCACGUAUCCAAGGGAGUGCGACGGCGAUUCUGGCCAACAACCCGAUGUCGCCUCUGGGUGGGGCGAUCGAUUUCAACGCUGCGCUCAAAGCGACGCGGAUGCUCAAGUUGCUCGCACGCACACGCGCCACCCACCUGAUCAGUCUCUGCGACACGCCGGGCUUCAUGGUUGGUCCACACUUUGAACGCACCUCGACUGCUGGUGGAUCGUUCCGAGCGUUUGGCGACUGGUUCACCUCGGCUGCUGAAUUCACCCAAUCCGGCGGCCGCGUCAUCGGUCUCGUUCUGCGCCGUGCGUUUGGGCUGGGCGCCCAAGCCAUGCUUGGAGGUAGCACGCUCAGCAACACAAUCUGCGCCUCCUGGCCAGCCGCCUCGCUCGGGCCCAUGUCUCUCGAAGGCGCCGUCCAGCUCAGCAUGAACAAGCAGCUCGCCCAAAUCCAAGAUGCACAACACAGGGCUGACAUGGCGCACAAAGCGGUCGAGCAACUGUACAACAACGGCAGGGCCAUCAACGUAGCCAGCAUGGCCGAGGUGGAUACCGUCUUGGACCCGGCAGAGACAAGAGACUGGCUGGGCAGGCUUCUCAAGCAUGUGCUGGGCGAAAGGAGGCCGACGUACAAGGUCAGGCGUGCUCACAAAAUGGAUCCUCACUUGUAG
Molecule: messenger RNA, 3519 nt
Organism: Mycosarcoma maydis (corn smut)
Lineage: Eukaryota; Fungi; Basidiomycota; Ustilaginomycetes; Ustilaginales
Exons: 1
Coding region: 1-3519 (1172 amino acids)
Molecular function (GO): metal ion binding; ligase activity; ATP binding
Source: RefSeq, a predicted model, not a curated record